Trichoderma atroviride IMI 206040 is the source of this 2357-nucleotide messenger RNA. RefSeq lists its product as uncharacterized. The record is from RefSeq and is a predicted model, not a curated record. Lineage: Eukaryota; Fungi; Ascomycota; Sordariomycetes; Hypocreales; Hypocreaceae.
AUGGCUCCCAUAGCGGUAAAAGCGCCCACCGGCGUCAAACCUACUGCGACUCCGUACGGUGACAAGUCUAUGAAGCGUGGCAGGAGUAUAAAGAGAAGCUCCACGCAACGCCGACCACAGCAGCUUUCACCUCAUUUCGCACAGGCGAUGCAAAGGCAGCAGAGCGAAGAUGAGGAUGAAGACGAAGACGAAGACGAAGCUGCCACCAUCUCGGAUCGUCCCAGUUUGCAGCCAUACCGACGUCGAGAACGCCAAAGCUAUAUCAACCCGCGACAGCAUAUGCUGCAUCUGCCCGACUCGGCGCGACCUGCAACCUCCCGGAGCUAUAAGCGAGACUGGAAUGACCACAGAGACCAGAGCCCAAGUCCUUCAUUCUCCAAGAAGCUGCCGCCAUCCGACAGCUUGUCGCAGCAGCCGCAUAUUGAAAGCCACUUCAGCAUAGGCACUGCCUCUAUGGGCAUGACGAGCGAGGAAUUCGAAGCGUUGCCGCCUACCAUUCAAAGAAAAUAUUUCUCGACUUUGGAAAGGCUGCGCUUUGCCCAUACCACUUGCUGUGCUGGACACUCAGAUCACUCUCUGGGAGAUUACCAUUCUGCAUCAUCUUUGGCAAGCGAAGAGGAUAUCACACUUGCCUCCGAUCACCAUCAUCGCCUUCGACCAAACUCUGCCCGCCUAUACCCGAACCAAGCCGAUCACAUAUACGGACGGCAAGUCGACAGCGGAGACAGACAAUCGCGCACGUCUCAUUCAAACCACAAGAGCAUUAUACUGGAUGCUACCGACGAGGCCUUUGUCAAGAAACGCCAAUCGCAGUUUCCCAGGUCAAGCAACUAUCUGGACGAGAUUUAUCCUCCAGCACCCUAUUCUACAAUGAGCGGCUCUCUUGGUGAUGGAUUCACAAAAUCUUCUGCAGUGGAGUCAGGGGCAGACUCAAUCACAGAAAGCUUCCGAUGGCUUGAAGAGAGCGAGGAUUUGGAUCUUCGUCUUUGUCUAGAUGACGAGGACCAGCCGAUCCCAAAGCAAGGGAAGAAGAAGCGAGUUCCAUUUCCUCGCCACCUAUCGAUUUCAAAACUUUCUUUUGGACGGCCUUCAGUUCAGUUGAGCCGCCCGGGAACCAGAGGAGGAGCUAUGGCUUCUCCGGCAUUGAGCGAGCAAUUCGUACUAUCCUCCAUGCCAAGCCCUACUGGCCAUUUCCGCAGGCGAUCUCGGGCCAUGUCUCUAAUCUCGCCAAACAAGGGUCAGAUAUCUGACGACUCUACUCUUGUUGACCAAGCUCCAUCCCACUACCAAGAUCCUGAGGCUCGCAUGAAGCUCCGCGUAUACCUCGCUUCCCCGCAUAAGUUUGAUGAAGCUGUUGAGUUUGGAUUCCCUUCCUAUGACAUGCAAGGAGGAGAGACCUCUCACAUUCGGUCAUUCUCACGCCAAGGCUCAUCGGACAGAAUGCACAAUUUGAACAGCGACGAUGUUGAGUCACUAAUCAGCGACCCUGCGUCCCCUACCGAUAUGGCCUCACCGAGGACGCCGAUGAGCAUGGAUCACCCAUCUGUUGAGCAUUCACCACAUAUACCACAUGAGGGAACCUGGCCUGCCAACUACGCCCAGGCUCCAGCGUCGUCUCGUGAAAUGACACUGCGGAUGACACUUACACGACCCGAUCUUCGAGCUGAUGAAGAGCAAAUGUAUGGCUGGCAAAAGCCCUCAUCAGCCAAGACACAAGCUCAUGAUGGAUCCGCUCAGCCAAGAUCAUAUGUCCGAGCCAGCACUACCAAAGACAACAUCGAGAGGCAAUUCGCUGCCUUUGACCAAGACAAUGCCAGCGCCGAUAACAGCAUGGUCAAACGCUUCUGGAACCGAGUCCGCCGAUCAUAAUACUAGCACGAACCACACUCUCCAGCAGCUUUUAUUUGCUACAACAUACAAAAACAAAACAAAAACAAAAACAUACUUCACUCGGGAGUUAUAAAGGCAUUCGACAACGAGUGCCACUCACACUCAUUAAUUGCUGCAAGAUUAUUUCUGCGCUCAUACCUCUCAUUACAGCAUAUAGCAUGCAUAACUAUACCCCAACUGGUCCUUUUGUCUCUCAUUUAGCAUUUUAUUUUCAUUUCUGUCAUUGUUCAGUCUCAACAUUUCCCUGUUUCUCUACGGGGAAAUCACGACCACGCUCAUUUGUUUAUCUAUCUGGCAUAAAAAGAAGCGCAUUGUUUUUUCUAACUGGAGUUUUUGGAGGCUUCUUCAUAUUGUUUAUUGUUUUGUUAUGAGUGAUGGGAUUGAUUGGUUAAAAGCUGCAAAUGGCCCUUUAAGAAGGAGCUGGUAUAAUAUAUUGUUAUCUGAUAUGCCGCGUUGGCGAUCUACCC